AUGAUAACGGCUCGGCGCGAAACGCCAUUCCGGUUUACCGGCGACUUCGACUUCGGGCAGCGCCUCCUGCGGCUGACUGCCUAUGGCCGUUCACCUCAAUCCUUCUGCGCUCGCGACCUUGGUCCUGCUGCUCUUGGGCGAGGGGGCGGUCGAUCUUCCCCCGCCACCGUCGGGAGCCCUCGCACGCGUGGCGGCCUUUUCGCGCGAAGACAAGUGCGCGGAAGGGGGCACGGCGAGGCGGUCUCGGAGCAGCCACUGAAAGGGAAAGGAGAAGCCGCUUUGUUCAGCCCGCCCGAGGACCGCACGAUGCCGGGGAAGAGCAACAACGGAAGCUCCAAGGACAGCGACCGCUGGAAGGUGAAGGCGAUUCCGUUUCCCCCGUCGGCGGAGAGGAGGGACACGGGCUUCCGGGAAUACCAGCCCGGCGUGCUGUAUCCGCGCUCGGGAGGCAGCAGCCCGACUUCACCGCAGCCCACUCAAGGCGGAUGGAAAUACUCAUGAAGUUUGGACUGAGCUUGCAGAAAGGGACCAGCUCUUGUGGUACCGGGGAUUCUUCAAGCCCAACAGACAGUCACCGUGUGCUAUACUCAUCGCCCUGUUUUGUACUGUAUAUAUAAUGUCGAGAGUGCACUCUUUCAA
Messenger RNA from Rhipicephalus sanguineus (brown dog tick), 639 nucleotides. RefSeq lists its product as uncharacterized. The record is from RefSeq and is a predicted model, not a curated record. NCBI's taxonomy places the organism in Eukaryota, Metazoa, Arthropoda, Arachnida, Ixodida, Ixodidae. The coding region runs from base 1 to 501 and encodes 166 amino acids. The transcript is spliced from 5 exons.